Molecule: messenger RNA, 3075 nt
Organism: Klebsormidium nitens
Lineage: Eukaryota; Viridiplantae; Streptophyta; Klebsormidiophyceae; Klebsormidiales; Klebsormidiaceae
Source: the annotation of a GenBank genome assembly
AUGGAGGGGCUCCGAGCGUUUCACAACGUGGUGAAGGAGACCCUGCUGUCUGAAGCUCUCUCGAGAUGCAGGAACGGCAGGGACUUGAAGGUGUUGGACCUCGCGUGCGGGUGCUUGGGGGACGUGCAUAAGUACGACCGCACCGGUAGGAUCCGCAGGGUCGUUGGGCUCGACGUUGACGGGAAGGCGCUCGAAGAGGCGGAGAGGCGCAGCAGACCGUAUGCUGGGAGGAUGGACGUCAGCUUACUACCUCCUAUCGACUGUAGGGACCUCGAUCUCGCGUCCGAAGCGCUGGGCGGCGAGAGAUUCGACCUGCUGGUCUGCAAUUUCGCCGUGCAGUACUUCACAACCGGGCCCAAGGAGACGGCCCGCUUCGCGUGCUUCAUCAAAGGACACCUGGACGGUCCUCGUUCGAUAUUCAUCGGUUGUGCGAUGAACGGAGACAAGGUGGACCUCAUAUCGGACGCCAGCGGGACGUUCGCCAACGACAUCAUCGGCGUACAAAGGGAGGGAGAGACGUUCGCGGUCGCGAUGAACGAGAGGACCAGAUACUAUGCGAAGCAGGGGGCGAGCAUAUCGGAACCGAUAUUCCGUCCGGAGAGUCUCAUCACGGGGGCUCUCGAGUCGGGGCUUCGACUGCUGGAUUGGAGGUCUUUUGCGGAAUACGACGUGGCACAGCGUGCACUGGCUGAAAUCCAUGGCGAUGGUCUUGAGGCCGCUGCUCGUCGCUAUGAUAUUCACGUCGUUGAGGAGUUCCUUCAGCACCUCGAAGAGGCUCUUGAGGGAAGAGCCCUGAACGGACUUGAGGACGAGCACAAAGCGCCUGCCAUCUUGGGCCUGGGAGUGAAGGUCAGGCCGGGGGAGGGCGACGUGAAAGAGCUGGUGGUCAUUGGAGCAAACAUCUCGUCGAUCGGAGCCUUCUUCUCGGUCGAGGGUCCCCCCCGCGUACUUCCCCCAUGCCUCUUCUUCAGCCACUGGAAGGCCGCGCUCCCUCCGCUCAUCAAAAGGCAAAGAGGAGAAGGGCCGUCUGUGGUCGCCCCGAUCCAAGGUGGUCUGGUCGAGGCACACGCACAGGCUACGGCCAACUAUGAGAGCCAGAUCGAAAAGUUGCAGGCACGUAUCGACGGGUACGAGCGGAUCCAGAAUCAGACCGAUAACGAACUCAGGAGGGAACGGGCAUCUCGGGAGAUUGUAAACAGCCAACUGACGGAGUCGAAGAGGCACAUAAAGGAUCUAGAGAAGGACAUCGAGAGAAUAAGACGGGAGGGACGCAAGACCGAGGAUAAGCUGCAAAAUGAACUCGACUACGAGAAGCGGUCUCGUAAAGUCCAGAUGGACAAACUGGAGAAAGAGAGAUCCGCCGAGAUGAAAAAGUCGUUGGCUGAACAAGCAGAGAAGCAUAGGAAAAGGGAGGAAGAAUUACGAAAACUCCGAGAAGAAGAGAAGAAGAGAUACGAAGCCAAGGUCGACGAGCUCCGAAAAGAGAGAGACGAAGCAUUGGCUCGACAGAAGGAGUUGUCGGAGGCAGCAGAGGCGAAGCGAGCUAUCGAGAUCGAAGAUCUGGAGGGGAGAAGAAGAAGAGCCGAAGAAGAGGUCAAGAAACUGAAGGAAGAGCUGCAGAAGAAGGAGCACGAGAGAGAGGAGGCGAUCGCGGGAUGGAGUCACGUCAGAAAGGGACUGACGCUGGCGAAUCAGCAGCUGAACAGAGAGAACGCAGACCUGCAGACGGCGAGAGAGGAGGCCAUCGCGUUGAUGGACAGGCUGAGAACCGUAUACAAAAAUCUGCCGCGGAGAGCUUUCGAUCUGCCGAGGCGCGUCGAGACGCAAGAGGAGUUGACGGACGUGCUGGAGUCGCUCAUCAAAGACCUCAACUCGGAUCGUUCGAGGCAGUCGAACCAGCUGGAUGACAUCUUCCGACGGGUCACGAGGGCCGUGUCGAACUUUCGAGGGUUCUGCGAGAGAGCUGAGAACCGAGUCAAUAUAGCCGACUCGAACGAUAUCCAGACGAUGAUCGGCAAUCUCGAAAAUAGCCUCACGCACGCGCAGAAUAUGCACGAAGGAGCACGAGAAACCAUCCUCGGCCUCGAGAGGACGGCCGAGACCAGGAAGAGAGACCUAGAGAGGGCCUUGCGGGACUUGGACGACUUGCUGUCGGGCACCGUCCGAGCCGACGCGUCCGAACAGGUGAAGACCAUCAAGGAUCGACUCGACGCAGCUCGAGAGGAAGCUCGGGCAUUCGGGAAGGCAGCGGCGCGAGCAGAGGAAUUGAGGAGGGCGAAGGCAGCCGAAGCCGAGCGGACCGGCGCCCAGCUGGCGAGUUUGACGAAAGAGGUUCGGAGGUUGAACGCCGUAGUGGCCCACGGUAACGAGAGAGAAGAAUCGAUGAGGGAAAAAAUCAGGGAUUUCGAGAAGCUAUGCAGGGACGUGCUGGUCUCUCAGGAACACAGGGAGCAGCUCCUAAACCAUGCAGAUCCGAAGCUCAGAGAGGUGGGAUCCAUCGUGAAGACGCUCCUCGACAGCAAGGAAACGCUCGAAAGAGCCCUCCAAGAGAGCAGAGAACGCGAAAGUGCCAGGAUGGAACUAGACGACGAGAUCGAGGAGCUGAAGACGAGCAAACGAGCUUUGGAACGGCAGAACGCAGAGCUUAUGGCCAAGGCGAGUGAUCUGCGGGACGAAGUCCAGAGGUCCAACGCCGAGCACGAACAUGAGAAAUCGAGGAUAACUGCAGAUUACCAAGCGAGAGAAGCAGCAUGGCAGCGUUCGGCCCAAAACGUAUCGCGAGAUCGGGAGACGUGGAUGCAAGGAGCCAAGAGCGAGUUCGAGCAGAUAUAUGCGGAGAGGGUAAGAGAGCUGGAUGGGUUCAGAGCACAGGCAGCAGCGGAGGUGGACGCUCAUCGAGCCGACAGAGUCGCUCUGGAAGGGCGAGUACGGAUCGCAGAGCAAAAGGCGAUAGAGGACGAGCAGAAUGCGGAGCAGAGGAUAGCAGAGAUCGGCGCGCAAGUGCGGCAGAUAGACAAGAAUUACACGAGAGCCUCGGAGGAAAAACAGAGGGAGCUCGAGGAACUCAACGUUUAA